Molecule: messenger RNA, 1122 nt
Organism: Penicillium oxalicum
Lineage: Eukaryota; Fungi; Ascomycota; Eurotiomycetes; Eurotiales; Aspergillaceae
Exons: 3
Coding region: 1-1122 (373 amino acids)
Biological process (GO): steroid biosynthetic process
Molecular function (GO): 3-beta-hydroxy-Delta5-steroid dehydrogenase (NAD+) activity
Source: RefSeq, a predicted model, not a curated record
AUGCCUGGCCCUGUUAUUCUACUGGAUUCAAAGAAAGUCUUGGUCACUGGAGGCACCGGGUUCGUAGGUGCAGCCAUAGUGCGUCGGCUUGCGGAGAAGUACCCUCGUUGCUCUGUUACAGUCAUCGAUUUGAAUCCGCCUCGAACCCAUCAAAGCUGGUCCCGGAGUAUUGAAUUUUUAAAAGUUGAUGUAACCAAAGCAGACGAAGUUCUCGAAGCCUUCAAAUUGACCAAGCCAGACAUUGUCCUCCACACAGCGGGUAUUGUGCCGCCUCUUGCCGAUCGAUUUAAACGGCGCAUGGAGAGCACCGUGUGGAAGGUUAAUGUUCAGGGUACUCUGAACCUGCUUGACGCAGCCAAAAAGUAUGGUGCUCGGGCUUUCGUCUAUACGAGCAGUUGCUGCGUGACCACCGAUGACAUGAGGUUUCCAUACGCCAAUAUCAGCGAGGAAUGGCCCAGAUCGUCUACCUCACUGAUAUACGGCGAAUCCAAGGCAGCGGCAGAGGCUCAUGUCCUUGAGGCCUCCGACGAUAUGCUGGCAACCUGCUCUCUGCGGCCCUCUGUUCUUUUUGGACCGGGAGAUUAUCAGCUGAUACCCUCUAUCCACGCGUGCAUUGCUAAAAGGGAGACUCCGUUUGUGAUUGGAGACGGUUUCAAUCUCUGGGAUGUCACGCAUGUGGAUAACGUCGCAGACGCCCAUGUCCUUGCAGCCGAGAACCUGGUGACAUCACGAACGGCAGCCGGGGAAGCAUUUUUCAUUCAGAACAACGAGCCGAUCACAUUUCGAGAUUUCUGCUUGGCUAUUUGGGCACAUUUCGGUCACAUUCCGUCCUGGGAGUUUCAUAUCCCCAAAGGUCUGGCAUACUUCGCGGGGUUGGUUUGCGAAUUGGCCACUUGGGCGACAGGAUCUUCCACCACUCUAAGUCGUGGAAGUGUACAAGACGCCUGCGCGGUGCGAUAUGCCAGUGGCGACAAGGCAAAGUCAAUUUUGAAGUAUCAGCCCCUGGUAGACCUUGAGACUGGGAUUCGACUGAGCUGUCAGGAUUAUGCCGAUCGGAUAGGUGUGAAACUUCCCCCGCACCCCAUUCGGUCUUCACAACCAGCCUCCGAGCCUACUGACUAG